Molecule: messenger RNA, 1945 nt
Organism: Marchantia polymorpha subsp. ruderalis
Lineage: Eukaryota; Viridiplantae; Streptophyta; Marchantiopsida; Marchantiales; Marchantiaceae
Source: the annotation of a GenBank genome assembly
CAACAUCUCACAGUCCAGUUACUGAAUAGAUUGAUGGAUAAAUGAACGGGAAUGGUGACGACAAUCACGGCGGAAAAGGAUUCUUCGUAUCUUUGAGUUUUGUGGAAAGUUGGGCUCGGAUCGUUCCGUGCACAGGUUCAUUCCAAGCCUGCUGCUGGAAGAGGAGAGCCAAACUUGCAAUUCCAGAAUCGCUGAAUAAUCGAGCGAGUAGUCGCCUCAACAUGAACACCUCGACAGACACGCCAGAAUGGUGCUUGCCACGCAGAACUCAUAAGCGGAAUCUCUACUCUGCGCUCGCAGAUCAUUGUACAUCAUGAGAGAUUGGAGCUUCGAGCCAGAACAUAUAACGGCACGAUCUUCAAUCUUCACUCCGAAUUAGAAGAAGUGAAGGUGCAUUAUUACUGGGCUGGAGUAGCGUCAGCCUAAACAAUAAAAUGGUCGUGAGACUCCUCAAGAAUUGGUUGAUCACGCGUCAUGGACGUUUCGGUCCAUGAUUUUAGAUCCCGAUCUUCGUUUGGCCAGAUAAGAGUGCACGAUACGAUGAGACAAAGAAAGAAGCAAGAGAAAUGAAAUAAAAAAUAGUGGUAGCAAGAUGUAGGGAUCCAUAUCCAAUGAUGACGAAGACAAAGGCAGUGAAGAAAGCGAAGAAGAAAACGGCAGCGAUUGCGGAAAAGAGGAGAUGAAGUGGCACAGAGGCAAUGUAAUUCGGAACAGGAGGAAACUGCUUCGCGACGUCAAAACACCAGAUGAAAAAAAUUUGAUCGUGGAUCCUUCUUCGUGACCCAGUCAUCGAGGUAUCUGAGUACGAUGAACAGGAGGAUAGUGCUCAGGGCAAAGAUGGCCUGGCGGCCGAGACGAUCGUUGUGAGAGAAGAACCAAGAGAUGAAGACCUCGUUUCUAGUUUCAUCCUUAGAAAUGAGUGGAAAACACGAAGGGCUAGAAACCAAACUACCGCAACACAUGGAGUCAGAGGCACCAAAACGAUCAAAACCAGGGCCAGCGUUUCUAGCUCCACCGCGGACCAGUAAACGGCGUCCGACAUGGCUAACAGAGGAGCGAGAAGAAGAUUUGACUGGAAAUUCUUGAAGGCAAAAUACAGCCGUGACCUCAUUCUCCUGCUCAGCCACCACCAGACAAGGACCCGAAGCAGAGAAAGUGUAUAUUGGGAAACAUACACGUCAAACCACCGGGUCGCUUCUGUUUUGAUUCCUGGAAACCUUCUGGGUAGAAGAUCCAGAAAAGCACUGCAGGUACAAGCAGCACUGAAGAAGUCCAAGGAAUAACGAGGCUUCUAGGUUGAAAUAUUCAACUGAGCUCUGGGUUGGCUCGAAAUACGUGUUCAAAAAGCCGCGGUGGCGUGUACGCUGCAGUCAAGACUUUGUCCUGUGCUUUGUACUCUUUAGAUAAGGUCCCACAAAAAAAUCAAAAGUAUACAGCCCAGCAUCUUCACUGUCUUCUGUGUAGUGAACUGGCGGAAGAUCGAUACAAGAUGGAAUGAAAAAAAUUAUAUUAAACGAUUGCCAGCUGGGAUUUAAAAAUAUCUGACAUAUAUUUCAACUGAGAAACAUGGAAUAAUAUUGUGCAUUUUCUAGAAGUAGUGACAGUAAGAAUCAAUGCAAAAAAUCAUGUAGGAGAGCGCUGGUAUCAUCGGAGUUAGUGCAAAACAUUUUUCAUGUAUAUGCUAAUCUUAGCAUAUACAUGAAAUAUUAGCAAAGCAUCUAAUGAGAGUUUCAGCGCAACAUGUGACCAACUUUAGUUUAAACUACCAUAUUGAGACAAAAGCACCGGAAAUGAAUUAGACAAGGAAGAAAACAUCCAUCGUUUUAGUGACUGGGCUUAUGGACUCUGUGGUUACUCUAUUACAGGGAUAGUACAGGGAACGUACUGACACCCUGAUGUUCCGCAACCGAAUGGAAAAUAUGGUGUAUGGACAAUUUAAAACUGU